Messenger RNA from Oldenlandia corymbosa var. corymbosa, 3390 nucleotides. Lineage: Eukaryota; Viridiplantae; Streptophyta; Magnoliopsida; Gentianales; Rubiaceae. The record is from the annotation of a GenBank genome assembly.
AUGGAAGUGAUACCACCACCACAGCAACAAGAUCAACAACAACAGGAUCAUAAUAUGGAGGUGGAAAAGACUAAAGAAGCCCUGAAGCGCCCCCACCAACCGGAGGAAGAUUCGUCCUCGUCCGAUGAGGCGGCGGAGGAGGAGCAGUCCUCGUUGAAACGACGCGCCACCAUUCCCCGCAACAAUAAUAACAACAUAAGUGAUGAUCAGAUUAAUGGAAAUGGUAGCAAUGGUGGUAGUAGUACUCUGACUACAGAAGGAUCCUCUGUUUCUUCCAUCAGUACUGAAAAUUCAUCGUGGGCUACCAGCGUUGAGUUUGAUUCAGCUCCCAAGAGUACUAAUUCUGCUGUUGAAUCCAUUAUUCCUGAGGAAGUUGCCUGGGAUGGUGAUGAAAAUGACGACCAGAAUACGCCGCCGCCGCCGCCGCCGCAGGAGGAGGAGAUGGAGGAUUCGUCGUGGAAUACCAGCGUUGAGUUCGAUUCAGCUUCCAAGACUAAUAAUAAUGAUUCUACCGUUGAGCCAAUUAAUAUUCCCCAGGAAGAAGUCGUCAACGAUGAGGAAAAUGGUGGCCAGGAACCGCCGCCGCCUGCGGAGGAGGAGGUGGAAGAUGCGUCGUGGGAUACCAGCUUUGAGUUUGAUUCGGCCUCAAAGGGUAACAGUAAAACUGUAGAAUCGACUGUUACUGAGCCGCCACCUUCGACUGAGGAGCAGGAUUCAUCGUGGGCUGCCGGCGUCGAAUUUGAUUCAGCUUCCAGGACUACUACAAAUACUGGAAAAUCCAUUGUUACCGAGGAAGUUUCAUGGGAUUAUGAAAUUGGUGAUCAGAAGCCGCCGCCGCCGCCGGAGAAGCUGGAGGUGACGGAGGAGAAGACAAAGGAGGUUGGCAGUUCCUCUUACAGUAAAAGGGAAGAUAAGCAGAUAGCCAUCCCGGCAAAAGGAGCGCAUGAUGAAAUCGACUGGUCUCAACUGAAUGUUAAAAGGGAAGAUUUGGCUGCAAAGUUCAAAGAUGUGGACAUUGACCUACUCAUCAGCAAGGCAUUCGAUUGGAAAGAAGAUGAUGUUAAACAGGUUGAAUAUCGUGAAUUCGAAGGGUCAACUUCAGAGGAUAUAACCUUGAAAGAUGGCGAAAGAGUGAUCUACGAAAUGGAAGAAAGUGAUGAGGAAGUUGUGGAACUGGAAUUUGAGAGGGCGGUUGAGAAGAUUCACACUCACGAUGGCUAUAAUAUGUACUGUCCAAACUGUAGCAGCCAAAUCACGAGGGUGGUUCUUCGUCGAAAAAUCAGGCAGAGGAAGAUUCUACUUGCAUCAGAGAAAGGACGCCAAGAUUUGUUGGGAUGUUUAUCAUGUUUCAGCGUCUUCAUCCCCUCAGGUGAUAAACUCAAUCCUAUUAGAAAAAUUUUCGGACGUGGUAGAGACCGUGACCAGACUGUUCAGCUUCAAGAAGAGCAGCUACCGACAUCAGAUGUCCCCGCGCCAACACCAGAUGGGGCCGUGCCUGUGCUUGCGCCAGCGACCGUACCUGUACCUGAUGCCACCGAAGCCGAGGGAAAGAAAUUUGAUUGUUUCUGGUUCUUCAAGAAGAAAAGAGAACGUGAAGAUGAUUUAACCACCCCUCUGCUUCCAGCACCAGAACCGGAACAAGAACCAGUACCGGAACCAGCACCAGCACCCGCACCAGCACCAGCACCAGCUACAACAGUUUCCACCACUGUAGUCACUACUGAGACAAAAGAUGAAACAAUUGAGAAAGUUGUCAAAACACGCGAAGAAACCUUUGAGAUUCCUCGAGAGCAGCCAACACCAGAAGAAACCAUUGAGAUUCCUCAAGAGCAGCAGCAGCCCACUAUUGAUUCAUCGAAAACCACAGAAAAGGGAUUUGAUCUAUUCUGGUUUUUCAAAAGGAGAAGAGUUGAGGAUUCUGAUUUAACUAUGCCGCUGAUUCCAGCUGCUGCACAGAUACCAUCUACCACCACUAUGUUUACGACCACAACAACUACAGUGACCACUAAGACGACAGAUGAGGCCAUUAAGCCAGUUACUCCUCCCCACACUACAGCUACUCCUACAGAAAUACAAAAUACCACUACUACUGUCACCUCUAAGCCUAGAGAUGAGGUCAUCCAGCCAGUUACUCCUACAGCAAUAGAAACUACCACUACAGUCACCUCUAAGACAACCGAUAAGGUCAUUGACCAAGUUACUCCUCUCUCUACAGCAAUAGAAACUACCACAACUACAGUCACCUCAAAGCCUAUAGAUCAAUCCAUCAAGCCAGUUACCCCCGAAGCAAUACAAACUACCACGACUACGGUCACCUCUAAGCCAAGUGAUGAGGCCAUUGAGCAAGAAGAAGGUGCUAAACAAGUAGAAGAGCGUUUACCUGGUGAUUUCAAGGAGACAUUUGUUGAUAACAAGGUCGUUACUACUACAACAGUUGAAGAAAAGACUGUGCAAAAGGUUGAAGGAGUAGCUGCUGCUGCUGCUGCUGCUGCUGCUACUGCAGCUGCUAGCGCUGCUGCUGCAGUAGAAAAGGUUACUCAAACUAUUCCACCAUCAGAUUCGGUGCUUGAUGGAAAUGUGAUUAUUGAUGUGCGCGAAAAAUCUUGGUACAUGUUUAAUGGAAUUCCUGUAAAUGAUGCAGAAGAAUUUAUCCGGCCACCAAAAGCACCUGCACAACCAGAACUCGAGGUUAAACAAGAAUAUCAGCCUCCAGGUGAUGUGAGAAUUUCAAUUUCGGAAACACCUCCUGUAACUGAAAUCCCAGCACCAGCAGAUACUGCAAUUGCUGUAACAACAACAACAGAGAUUAUUACUGAAUCAAGGCCUCCUGUGGUGUUGGACAUAUUGAAGAGUAUUGUAUAUGGAGGUUUAAUGGAGUCCACUAUAAGCUUGGUCAUUGUUUCGAUAGCAGUAGCCCUGAAUUCCACUACAAUGAAUGUUGUGGCUAUUGGAUUGGCAUGUCUAGUUGGUGGGUUCUUCCUCCUCAUCCAUAAUCUGAGAAUCUUGAGAUAUGGACAUCCUACUCAAACAAAUGAUCAGAGAUACUAUGACCAUCUUGGAAGGAAAGAGCUCUUUCCUCUGCAUGUAACAGUAGCCAUGGCAUCCUACAUCAUAUUCGGGCUACUUCCACCUGUGCUAUUCGGCUUCACAUUCCGCACAACAGAUGAUCGCGAAUUUAAGAUGAUAACAGUCGCCGCGGCUGCUUUCCUGUGCAUUGCUGUUCUUGCGAUCGCCCAAACAUAUGUACGUGGAGAACGUACAUUCACAGCUUACUUCAAAACCGUAUUGUACUAUGUCAUUCUUGCAGCCAUUGCCGCGGGAGCUGCAUUUGGCAUCGGUUACUUGGUUAAGGAUCCUUUCCCCUGCCCAGCUGUUUUGGGAGAGAUGUGA